AUGUCAGUCCUUCAAUCAGCCUCUUCAGCAAUCACCCCUUUUUUCAGCUCUUUAGCUUCAGGAGAUGAUGGUUCUACCACAAAUUCUACCUCAACAUCAUCCAACGAGGAGCAAAAACAACUUUUUGUUAAUGAAGCAUGUUUAGAGUUUUUGAUUAUGGAAAUGGUGGAUCUAAUGUUUCGCACAACCACAGAUUCUGAAAAUGAUAAAGAAGCCGUAUUUUAUAAAUUAGAAAUGUUAGGAUAUCAAGUUGGUCAAAGCUUAGUUGAAAGAGAUCGUCCACGCUUUGUUGAUACUCUUGAUGUUGUUAAAUAUAUAUGUAAAGAUCUUUGGGGCAUAAUCUUUAAGAAACAAAUUGACAAUUUGAAAACUAAUCAUAGGGGUGUAUAUGUACUUCAAGAUAAUAGUUUUAGAUGGUUUUUUAGAAUGUCAACAGAAGCCGGAAGUGCUGAUGCAGCAAAAAGGGCAAUUUCUUAUCUUUGGUUCCCGUGCGGACUGAUAAGAGGAGCAUUGGCUAAUUUAGGUGUCGUUAGCACAUUUCAAAUCAAAAUUGCCAAAUAA
Entrophospora sp. SA101 is the source of this 561-nucleotide messenger RNA. Lineage: Eukaryota; Fungi; Glomeromycota; Glomeromycetes; Entrophosporales; Entrophosporaceae. The record is from the annotation of a GenBank genome assembly.